ACCCAUCUUUCAGCCUCCCUAUAAAACCCCCCACACUCCCACUUGGCUCGCUUCAUCUCUUUGAGUAGUGCCUAAGUUAACCGCGGGUGAAGGAUUGCAAGCUUAGAGAGAGAAAGAGGAGGGCACGCACUGUCGAAGAUUGGUUCUUCGACAGAGAGACAGGUGUUGGACUGCAAUUUUAUUCUUCUCACUUGAAACUGGGUCAUGUGUCCUCUGGCACCUGUUCCUCCUCCUGCUAAUAUUGGUUUAUAUUGGACUGAUGAAGAGAUCUUUACGUCUUUGGAGAGACUAACAAAGGGAUCCUCUAUCCCUGAAAAUGUCCUUAUAGAUGUUAAUCCUUACCAGCACAGCCCCUCAAAUUUACCUGAGGACUUUUGGUACUUCAUGCGGGCAGAGCAGAAAAAGGAUUCAGAACACGGAUCCUGGAAUGCCAGAGGUGAGGCCAAUCAGAUAUUUGGAAACUCUAGCAUCACCGGUUGGAGGACUACACUUGAAUUUUAUGAUCAUGGACAAAGAACUGAUUGGGUGAUGCAAGAGUACCAUAUUAAUCCUAAAGGACACCGCAGUAAUGGCAACUCAAAGGUGUCAGGUUUAUUAUGCAGAGUCUUCCUUAGUGGUCCAAACCCAGAAGUUCGGCGCAAAUUAGGAGGCUUGGAAAAUUCUGAGGGAAACCGCCUUCAUCCAAGAUCAUCAUCUCUUCUUAUCCAAGAGCCUGGCAGUACCACUGGACAGGGUUCCACGAGUGAGUCCCAGGCAAGGGGCAGGGAUGACAAUAUGAGACCGUUGGCUGAAAAUGGGGGACAUGUUGAUAUUCUCAUCGAAAACAUGUUUGACAUGGGUGACUACUUGGAGUUGGAUGAUCUUCCUGAUGGAGAAUCACGGUCUUCCAGUUCGGACAACACAAGUUGUGUGACCAUUUCAUCAGAGGAAUGUUUUGAUUCGCUGGCCCUCUUACAAGACAUAGAAGAAGAUGAAUUUAAUCGACAAGAGCAGGGUAAGGAUGCCAAUUUCAAGUUCAGUGUGGCUGCCUCAGCCAGACCAACCGAAGUGGUUAUCCGUCCAGCAAAUUUAGGAUCUCUUAUUAGCAGCAAUGGAAGGCAGCCACCUGAUGGGUAUGCAGACAAGAAAGUCCCGGAAAAAAUGGAUCUAAAGAAUGCUAUCAAAAUCCAAAAGGUGGAAAGUAGAAACGUAGGUACAUCCAAUUCCCGUAAUGUGGCGUCAUCAUCCAGCAGUCAUAAAGCAGUCCCAGAAGGGGAAGAGGAUGCUCGAGUUAAAAAAAUGAAAAAACUAAGGAAUAAGUAUCUGUGUUUCAUGCCAUUUUAGAUCCACAUUAUCCAUUGAUCCCAGAAAAAAAAAAAAAAAAAUUCUCAUUAUUCUGGCUAUAGGGGUGUGUAAAAUAGGCGCAAUAUUUAAGUAGAUCAACACUGGUGAUAAGCAGUCUGUUCUAAGGAGGUUCUUCCAGUUAUGGGUUAUAUUGUUCAGCUGAUACACUGAGUAGUCUAGGGUCAGAAACAGAGGAAAAGGCUCAGAUAGAACUGGGAGAUUGACAUUGAUUUUCUUAUGAAUUGGGGAUUUAAGGUAGAGAAGAGGAGGUUGGAAAACAAGGGAGGAAAGUCAUUGGUAUACUAGUGUAAGUUCUAAGGUAUUCUGACUCUGGAGGAGGGUUUGUUUUCGUACCUCGUUUGAUCAUCAAAUGUAACAUCACAUGAUUCAUCCUCAGAAAAAAUGAUGUUUAUAUUAUAUCGUGAUUACCAUUGUAUGUA
Rhododendron vialii is the source of this 1763-nucleotide messenger RNA. Its product is annotated as NAC domain-containing protein 4-like. Bases 205 to 1323 code for a protein of 372 amino acids. Gene Ontology annotation, biological process: regulation of DNA-templated transcription. NCBI's taxonomy places the organism in Eukaryota, Viridiplantae, Streptophyta, Magnoliopsida, Ericales, Ericaceae. Gene Ontology annotation, molecular function: DNA binding. The transcript has 6 exons. The record is from RefSeq and is a predicted model, not a curated record.